UUCAUGAUCAGUGUGUAGAGAUGCACGACUUAUUGCAAGAAAUGGGUAAAGAAAUUGUUUGACAAGAAUCGUCUAAAGAAGCUGGCAAACGUAGUAGAUUGUGGUUUCAUGAAGAUGUUCGUCAUGUAUUAGAAGAAAAUAUGGGAACAAACAAAAUUGAAGCAAUUUUGUUAGAUUUUCCUAGAGGCGACAACAUGAUAUGCUUGCAUUCCGAGGCAUUUAGGAAGAUGAGCAAUCUUCGAUUGUUUAUAAAUCAGAAUGCACAAUUUUCUGCAGGACCAAAUUAUCUCUCUAAUGAGAUAAGAGUGCUUGAUUGGCCUCAAUAUCCUUCAUCAUUUUUGCCUUCUAAUUUUCGUGGAAAUAAUCUCAUUGAAUUUAAAAUGCGUGGUAGCCUCAUCAAGGAGAUAGGCGGCCUAAAAUUCAAGAACUUGACAGAUAUGGAUUUAAGGUAUUGUAAAUUCUUAACAAAAAUUUCAGAUCUUUCAAGUAGCCCAAAUUUAGAGAAGUUGAAUCUUGGACAUUGUAAGAAUUUAGUUGAGGUUCAUCAUUCCGUUGGAUUCCUUGAUAUGCUUUUGAGAUUUUCAGUUAGUGGAUGUUGCAAGCUUAGGAUUUUGCCGAAAAGAUUCAAGCUGAGAUCUCUACGUUUUUUUGAUCUUGGAUAUUGCUCGAGUCUUGAAGACUUUCCAGAGAUUGAAUGUGAAAUGGGAUUUUUACAUGAGUUAAAUCUGUUCGGCACUAGCAUAAAAGAACUACCUUCAUCAAUUGAGAACCUCAAAGGACUUAAAACGUUAUAUCUGUAUGGCACUAGCAUAAAAGAACUACCUUCAUCAAUUGGUAACCUUCCACAGCUUCAGCAAUUAUAUGCAGCAGGCUGCAUUGAUCAGUUGCGAAGUCUACGUAUUGUCAAAGUCGACAGUUAUUCACAACCAAUAAACAUUGGGAAGGUGGAGGAGGAUGGUAUACAAUCCACACCAUCUGUUGUGUCUUUAGGCGAAUAUGAAAUUCCAUCAACUACUACAGAAUUGACUACAACAAAUUCAAGCAUUUUUAAUGAUGGAAGUUCCUCCUCAAGUGCGAUUUGGAAAUCACUAUCGCUAAGAGUUCUAACUCUUCAAUUCUGUUGCCUGUCAGAAUCAAAUUUCUUCACGAAUGGUAAUUACUUUCCCGCUUUGGAUAGGUUAGAUCUAAGUGGGAGUGAUAUUGUUAUCUUUCCAGCUCAUAGCGUCAGAUUUCCUAGGUUGCGUCGCCUUUGUUUGAACAAUUGCAAGAAACUUGAAGAAAUUUUACCUCUUCCAUCGAGUAUAUCAACUUUUGAAGCUCGUGAAUGCACCUCACUAGAAAGUUUUGCAAUACUAUCUGAAAUACUUAUUAAAGGCAAUGGAAUGAAUUUUUCUAACUUCCUGAGGAUUGAAUUGUAUGGAUGUCAUAAACUGCUUGCGAAUAUGAGGCCGAUUCCUUCAUGCGAAGAGAGACAUUCUAAGGAUGAAAAUUGGGCAUACCCACUUAAAGUAAGAGAUAUUAACAUUAUAUUUCCAGGAAAGAGGAUUCCAGGCUGGUUCAACUAUUGCGAGGAGGCCCAUGAUAGUAAUUCGUGUGAAAUAGAUAUUAAUCGAUUGCAUCAUUGGAAUGACAUAGAUGAAAUUGUUUUCUAUGUUGUUUUUCGAUUUAGAGUUGGGAUCAUUAACCCAAGAAUGGAGAAGGCUUAUAUUUGUGUUAGCAUCCAUGAUGGCUUGGAUUGGAAGAAAUUAUAUACUGAAAAUAGAAAAUUUUAUUGGACAGACUCAGACCAUGUAUGGAUGCACUGGAUGAGUUACGAUGAACAAGUGGAUAUUUCAAGAUUUAGAUUUGAAUGUAAGUCAGAGGUCGUGGUCUUUAGAAGUGUUGGGAUCCAUUUCCUAAAGAACCAUGAAGAGAACGUAAGAGAUGACAUAGGUGUGCCCUACGAAAAUGAUUACAUAGAUCUUGGUUACCCUUUUUCUUAUUCCAAUAGUGAUGAAGGAGGUGACAGCUGGCUAGAUUUCAUGGAUGAAAAGAGGCAUUCCUCAAUUUCGGAAUUAGAGAAUGAUGAUGAGAAUCCAAAGGAAACAUUUGGUAAGAGGCAUCGUGAUGAAUAUGAUUCCAACCUAGAAUUCAACAUGUACCCUCAACAAAAGAGGCAAUAUUCCUCAACCAUGGGCAUCAUAAUAACGGAAUUAGAGAAUGAUGAUGAGUAUCCAAAAGAAGAUAUGGAUUUAGAGCUUAAACUUGGGUUAUAAUUAAAAGGUGUAAUCUUCAAUUUUCUUCGAUGUUUACUGCCUUCUUGAGAUAGAGAGAUGCAAGAACUUGAGAAGAUGGAAUCCGGACUGAACCAAACAAAUCACUAUCCAUGCUACCAAACAAUUGUUCAUGUGGAAUUUUAUUGCUUGAAGUGUGUAUAAAGAAUCUGUAGAUCAUGUGAAGUUGUCACAGUGACUCGCAUCAAAUGCUGACAUAAAAGGACAAUUCCCAACUGCAACUGCAUCAUUACCAUACUAGUCAAGAAUCAAGGUUGUCACAGCACUCACCCUCAUGAAGAAUCACCUUUUCAAGUGAAGUUUCAUUUGUUGCAAACCAAGAAAUGAAAGUUGCAUUUGAGUUGAUGUUACUGGAUGUCAUCUACAUACUGUGAGUCUAUUUUCAAGAAUUAAAUUGGAAAAUAUCAUGUGUUUUAUUUUUGGCUUACAUAUUUGGUGGUGUGUCACUGCCUCAUUUAGAAACUAGAAUUGUUUUCAUAAUUUUAUUAUGAUAAAUGAUUACUUUGGCUUGUUUAUCUGUUUGCAGGAGAAAGAAUAACCAGAUGUAUCAAGUCAUCUAAGAAGUUUUGUAGAAACAAUAUUGUGGUUGCUUUCUUUUUAUGUGUGUGUGUGUGUAUAUAUAUAUAUUAUAAAUUUUUCGGGUUUGUUUUAUUGAAGAUCUUUGCUUAUUUGUUUUUGGAUUGGUUUAAGUUUCUUUCAAGAGUUCUGGAUACUUUUUGGAUAUAUUGAAUACAUUAUGAUUGUUCAUAAUGCGUUUUUUUAGUUGGACAUUUAUUUUUACCGUUUGCACAGAAAUGAUAUGACCAAGACAAUGGUCAUGUCCAACAUAUCUUAUAUGAGUUCAACUGUAUGUCCAAAAUAUUAGAUUUGCAACAAAAGUUCUUGGAGUUGGAAUUGUUUUUAGUUUACCUACUCAAAGAUAUGCUUGGAAUUGCAACACAACACAUGCAAAAAAUAGUAAUUUGGAAGUGUUGGGGUCCAUUUCCUAAAGAAGCAUGAAGAUAAGGCAAGAGAUCAUACUGAUGUUGGUGUGCUCCACAAAGAUGUUGGUCGUGCCCAUUUUGAUGCAUUCAAUAAAGAAAUUGAAAGUUUGGUAGAUUUAAUGGAUGAUUAUAAUAUUGCUUGAGGCGUCGUGAUGGAUAUGAUUGCAACCUGAAGCCCCAAUUGGUACACUCAACAAAAGAGGCAUUCCUCAACAAUGGGCAUCAGAACAUAAUUAAAGAAUGACGAUGAGAACAAGGACCAAUCCCAACCAAUGUUGCAAUCUAGUCCACCUCUAGCUAGGCUUUGUGGCCCAUCUUAUCCGGGACCGCCUUGAGUGUAUAGCAGCCUCAUUUGCUGCAAUGUUUUCUUCGACGCUUGUGCCAUUCAUUACCUGGGACUUCCAUGGCUGUACCAAGGUAUGUCUCAUUUUUCUCUCUCCCUCAUUGCAUUUUCUCACCAAUUCAUACUAGGAUUUGACCUUGUUUUCAAUGUCACAAAGUUUCUCGAACAUCUCAAGGCAGCACGAACUCGUUCUUGAAUAGGACCAACCAUAGCUCCAAGAUUGGGUAGUAGUCUGUCUUGGUUAUGUUCUUUGGAAUCAAUUCGCUGUCCAUGCUACAAACAGUUCAUGUGGAAUUUUAUAGCUGCAAGUGUGUAUGAAGAAUCUACAGAAAUGAAGAUGUCACUGCAACUUGCAUUGAAGGAAUCUUUUUUUUUUUGGUGCAGAUGAAAUUUCAUGUUCCACUCUUUUUAAUUUAAUGGGUCUACUUGCGCACACAUAAAGAAGAAUUUCAUGCCUUUUAUCAUUUCUAAUAGAAAGCAUGCAUAAUCGUUUUCUAUUUUACUUUUUAGUGACAAGUAUUUGUUUCAUCAUGAAAUCUAUUAGAUAUAUUACUUAAUUGAGACUAGAACCACUUGAUUUAGGACUUAAAAGCUUAAUUUGGGCUGCCCUUCACUUUCUUUUGUUGUUCUGCAUUUAUGGCUCCCCACUUCCUCCUAGUUCAUUUUUCUCUUUUGGAUAUUGUUUUGUUUUUUUGGCUUUGUGUGUGAAAUUGUCAGUAACAAAGGAGCUUGAUUUUCUACAGCAUUUAUCUGCAUUUCAAGUUGGCAAGAAUUAAUAUCAUUGGAAAAUUUGAGAAGAAACAGUUUCUUUUGAAAGGUAUAUCUUUUUGGCCUUGGCUGGGUUCAGCCCAUUCCUGGGGAUUUGUAGUUGAAAUUGGUAAGUAGCUUUAUCUAAAUUUCAUGGCAUUGUUUGUUCUCUCACUUGUAGCCGUUGAUCUUAGUUAGUAUUACGAUUUGUAUGUAUUUUGUUGAUAAAUUAUGGCCAUCUUACAUACGCAUUGAAGCCAUUAAAGAAGUGAAUCGAACUCCGAUUCCUCUCGGAAUCGGAAUCGGACCUCGACUUCUGACUCCGACUUUUGUCGGAGUCAGAAGUCGAAAUUCCGAUUCCGACGGAGUCGGAAUCGGAGCAUGGCCCUAGUUUGGAUGCCAUAAGCUACUUGUGAAUAUAAGGAAUCAUUCAUGGGAUGAGGUAUAUAUCUCUCUCUCUUUCUUUUAUACAUGUUUCUGUGUGACCUUGGUUUAUAGCUUGCAUUGGUGAAAGGUUUAUAUAUAUAUACACGUAUGAUAGGGAGAUUCUAAGGAACAAAAUUGGAUAUACAGAUAUAAGAAGAGCAUUGACAUUAUAUUGGAACUCUAAGUUGGUUCAAACAUUGCAAGGAGGCUAAUGAUAGUAACUCAUGUGAAAUCGAUAUUAAUGAGCCCUUGUAUUUGAAUGCCAUAGAAGAAAUUGUUUUCUGUGUUGUUACUGGAUCUAGCUAGAGUUGUGAUCAACCCAGAAAUGGAGGAGAUCGAAAUUUGUGUUAAAAUCAAGGAUAGAUGGAUGGGGUCUCUCCUGGCUUCAACAUUUAAGAUUUAAUUUGGAAGACUCUAAUCUGUAUGGUUGGGACGCUCGCUGCGACUCAGAGUAAAGCUUAUAAUUGGAAGUUUAGAUUUGAAUGUGAUUCAAACAUUGUGGUACACUCCAUUUGGUAAAAAAGCGUGAAGAUCAGAAUGCAAGAGAUCAAAUAGAAGCACCCAAAACUGGAAGAAACUCAACAACAAAUUAGCAACUCCCCCCUGAAACUUUAGUGAGAGAAACUCUCACUUCUCUCUAGGAAUCGUUUAGGAAAACCGUUUUGAGGGAGGUGGAGCUUCGGCUCCUCCCUCCCUCCUCCAUUUUUUUUUCCCUUUGCUUUUGGUUCUAAGUCACUAGUUUUCCUUUGAUAAUAAAGCUGUUUGGCUGUGUUAUGUUCAUCACCAGGCUUUUGUUUUCGAGUCUUCUUCCUUAACAUAUCACCCAGCUGGGCGGAGGGAUAUUCCACGGUGGAGAUGGAGGAUUUCGGUUUCAAAUGGUGGGUGUUCCUGACCGUUCGGUUUUGGUCUUCUGAGGGGACAGUUUUUGAGGGCUUACGGCGUGGGUUGGUCAUGGAAUUCGCUCAUGGAGAUGGAGGUAGCUUGCAGGUUGGGGUGCUCUUCUAUGGGGUAUAGGAACUCUGUUUUAUCCAUGGAAAACAGAGGAUUAUUUUGGGGAUGCAUGCCGACUUGCAUGGAGGGGAUAAAGCAUCUUCCGGUGUGGAUCUCGGGCGUAGCUCACGGUGGUUGUCCUCAUGGAUGGUGAUGGGAGUAUCAAGCGAUGCAGGGUCAAACGGUGGUUGUGUGUUUUUUUCUAUGUUUUCGUUUGUUUCAUUCUCUGUAGUACUCUGUUUUGUAUGUCUGUCUUUAAGCUCCGGGUGCUCUGUGCAUGGGGUGAUGCAGCGGUUUGAAGUUUUUUGGUUUUGGGUUAUGGUUUGCAUCUGGAAAUAAGCUCUCAGUGUGCUGUUUGCCUCUGGUCUCCGUCUAGCCGAAGUGGAGUUUGGGUGUGUAUAUUUCCACAAAUCGUUGUUAUUUAAGUGGAGCCUUUUUCCCUGUUGGCUGUUGGUGUUAGGGUCAACAUCUACAUACAUACAUACAUACAUAUAUAUCUAUUCUAUUAUAUAAAUGCCUAUCUAACUGUACAGUAAAUUUUCUUGUUUUCUAUUAAUUUUUCCGUUAAGUGAUUAACUCCGUUACUUACCAUAUUUCGCCCCUUCCAGCGCCAGCCAUUACUGAAACCACAACAAAGACGUCCAUACUCAAUGAGAGUGGAGGAGGGGCGCGAAGAAUUGGGUGGUGGAGAAGAUUACGUCGGCGAGGUGGUGGCUUGCAGCGGUUCAGGGAGAAGGCUUAUACUCUGUUUUUGGGAGGAGUGAGGAACAGAGGUUUCGCGUGAUGGGUACUCAUUGCCUCAUUCUCAAUCAACCCGACGAAGAGGUAGAGACAGAGAGAGGAUUCGAGACAAACAAAUAAGUUAUUGAAAAAUCGGAAUGGUGAGUCUGUGCGUGACGGCGCUGCAGCCGACGGAUCUGAAUAGGAACAUAGAGUGGUUCAUCUACCCAGGGAAAUCAUAGGCAUACCACUAUACAAUAUGCACAUGGUCUUGCUACUCGAGGAGUACAUUAUCUUCAUCAACCAGGGCCAUUACUUCAACAUGAGAUUGGGCAAGACAAAGCUUACAUCAAUGAGACUCUGUUCACAUUCUUUUUUGUAUCUUUUAUCUUGUGGAGCUUCCAUCCAUUCAUCUUAGACAGCAAAAAGAUCUACACGGUUGAACCAUCAGAAGUGGAGCUCCUGAAGUUUAAACAUUAUGUGAAUACUGAAUCUGAUAAUUUGGAGUGGCUUUCAAAGCUUUAUGUUUAACAAAAAAAAGAAAGCGGAUAAUAAGAAGUGAUAAACCGGGUGGGAAGGGAUCGAAGAGGGCUCCUCAGAAUCUGGUGAUGUGAAGAGUUUUGAACUGUAUAAUCUUAUUUCUUUUGGGUGAGUCCUGUACAAACUCAUGCAGCAUUCAUGAAAACACAUUUUGUUUUGGGAUGCACUGAUGUAAUUAUAUGCUAGAAAAUUUGUGCAGGAAAACAUCUGAUCAUAUAUGCUCCUAUUAGGAAAAAAUUAUAAUUUCAAUUCCCCCAAACUUGUAUCAACAUAUGGUCUGUUUAACUUAUUUGUCUGUCUUAAUACUUUAGUAAUAGAAAGUAAUUAUUAUACAUCUC
Messenger RNA from Carya illinoinensis, 7360 nucleotides. Its product is annotated as disease resistance protein RPV1-like. Gene Ontology annotation, biological process: defense response; signal transduction. The transcript is spliced from 10 exons. Gene Ontology annotation, molecular function: ADP binding. The record is from RefSeq and is a predicted model, not a curated record. The coding region runs from base 141 to 2255 and encodes 704 amino acids. NCBI's taxonomy places the organism in Eukaryota, Viridiplantae, Streptophyta, Magnoliopsida, Fagales, Juglandaceae.